UAAUUUGAAGCGCUUUAAUCAUGACUGUUACCUAUACGGCGGACGUCAGUUCCAGAAGGUUUAUAAGCAACUUUUUGCGCGUAUUGUUUAGAUGGCGCGGCAGCAUCUACAAGCUGAUGUGGGUUGACUUGCUUGUGUUUGUAUGCAUUUAUGUGCUCCUGGCGUUCAUUUAUCGAGUUUGUCUCAACAGUACAUUGCGCAAGGGCUUCGAGUAUGCUGUGAUGUACUGCAACAGCCAGUUGAAUCUGAUACCGCUGUCUUUUGUGAUGGGCUACUUUGUGGCCAUUGUGAUGACGCGCUGGUGGCAGCAGUAUACGACGAUUCCGUGGCCGGACUCAAUAGCCACGCUGAUCAGCUGCAGCGUGCACGGCUUUGACGAUCGUGCCCGGGCCAUGCGGCGCACAAUCAUGCGCUAUGUCUGCCUCUGCCAGACAAUCGUCUUCACGAUGAUCUCGCCCAGCGUCAAGAAGCGCUUCCCCAGCUACAAUCAAAUCAUCGAGGCAGGCCUGCUGCAGGAGAACGAGAAGCAAAUCAUAGAGACGCUGGAUCUGGCCUUUCCCCACUAUCCCAAGCACUGGAUGCCGAUCGUGUGGGCUGCUAGCAUUGUGAUGCGCGCCCGCAGGGAGAACAAGAUCCGGGACGACUACGCCGUGAAGACGAUCAUCGAUGAGCUGAAUCGCUUUCGCGGCCUGUGCGGCUUCCUGCUGUACUACGACUGGGUGAGCGUGCCGUUGGUCUACACCCAGGUGGUCACCCUGGCCACCUACACGUUCUUCCUGUGCAGCGUCAUUGGCUCGCAGUGGAUAGAUAAUCCGCAGAGUCCCACGGCCAACAAUCUGGUCGUGAAAUACUUUCCGAUACUGAGCAUACUGCGCUUCUUCUUCUACAUGGGCUGGCUGAAGGUGGCCGAGUCGCUGAUAAAUCCCUUCGGAGAAGACGAUGAUGACUUCGAGGUCAAUUGGAUGAUCGAUCGCAAUUUGACGGUUUCUUACCUGAUUGUGGACGAAAUGCACCAGGAGCAUCCUGAGCUGCUCAAGGAUCAAUACUGGGACGAGGUGUUCCCCAACGAGCUGCCCUACAUAGACGAAUCCAAACGCACUGCACCUCCAGUACAUUCCACAGCCAAACUGAUUCCAUCCCUGGAUAACAAACUGGGCUUCUAUAUGCCGCAGUCAUCGCACAGUCUUUUGAGUCAGAACACUUCAUCGCAGAUGGACAUGACGACCUCGCUGCAGAGGCUGCGAGAGAUCCUCAAGAGGCAGAAUGAGUCCGAGGACAAGCAGAGCAGCACCAGCAUGAAUCUGGAGGAGUUGAUCGAGCAGCGCCAUAGGGAGAAGCGCGAGCGACUGCGUCAUCGAUUCCUCAACAUGAACAAGCCUUCGUCGACUGGGCGUGGCUAUGUGGUUACGGUACUGCGUCCGCCCACGCCGCGCACCAGCCAGCGCUCCCUCAUCGAGGAGGAGAACGAGGCAGAGGAGGAGCAAGGCGAGGAGGAACAGACCAAGGAGCCAGACUCCGAUGCGGCCAACAAGAAGCCAGAUAAAUACGAGUGAAACGUAAGCCCAGGCGAUGCAAAUUAAAUCGUAUCAAAGCAGGCACAGCUGCUACUGCACUAAUUGUUA
Drosophila arizonae is the source of this 1622-nucleotide messenger RNA. RefSeq names its product Bestrophin 4 (gene Best4). The record is from RefSeq and is a predicted model, not a curated record. Gene Ontology annotation, molecular function: chloride channel activity. NCBI's taxonomy places the organism in Eukaryota, Metazoa, Arthropoda, Insecta, Diptera, Drosophilidae.